GUGCCGGCAGGAGCGGGAUGGCUAAGGAGCUGCGCCGAGCCGACGAGCGAGGCUCCGCGGCUCGGCCACCGCUGAGGAAAUGGCGCCCCGAGACCGGCCGGUAGUGGCACCUCCUUCCACCAUGCGCAAGCGCGGGUCCCGAAAGCGUCUCAAGUUUCGAGCCGACAACGUCUGCUUCGAGCGCGUGACCGUGGCCGACUACGCCAACUCGGAUCCCGCCGUGGUGAAAUCUGGGCGUGUGAAGAAGGCGGUGGCCAACGCGGUGCAGAAGGAAGUGAAAUCACUCUGUGGUUUGGAGGCAUCUUGUGUACCUACUGAUGAAGUAUUAUCAGUGGCAGAGUCCUGCGGUAGUAAUGAUGAAAUGGAUUCUGAGGAUUUUGCCAAUGAUACAAUAUUGUCUAGAAAAAAGAAAAACCAGAGGCAUAGAGAAAAUUCUGAUGGGGUAAUAGGCAAAGAAUAUCCUAUUGAUAUUUGGUUGAUGCUGGCAUCCUACAUACGUCCAGAAGACACUGUGAAUUUUUCUCUCAUUUGUAAAAGAGCGUGGACUGUCACUUGCACUGCUGCCUUUUGGACCAGACUUUAUAGAAGGCACUACAAUAGGAAUGCAUACCUCCCAAUCCGUUUACAGCCAGAGUCUAUAGAAAAGAUGUACUGCCUCCGUGCGUGUGUGAUUCGCUCCCUAUACCAUAUGUAUAGACCUUUUGUUUCCCAGAUAUCCAGAAAUCCAGCAAUUCCAGAGACUACUCCAAGCACACUAAAAAAUUCAAAAUGCCUGCUUUUCUGGUCUAAAAAGGUUGACCGGCAAUCUUCACUGUGGGAAUUCAGCUUCAAAUUCCAAAGGCAGUCUCCCAAGUUCAAGAACAACUGUUCGAAACAUCUUCAACCACCCAUCCGGUACGAAGAUGUCCACGUGAAUCCUGACCGAGACUGCUGCCUAUUGCAGAUCACCACCCUCAACUUUAUAUAUAUACCUAUUGUCAUGGGCAUGACAAUUACCUUGUUCACAAUAAAUGUGAGCACUGACAUGAGACAUCACAGAGUGAAAAUGGUAUUCCAUGAUUCACCAGUUUGGAAUGGCAAGAAACCAAGAUUUGACUAUGGAGUGCAAGUUAUAAUGGACCCUGUGCACAGUGUGCGUCUUUUUGAUUGGUGGCACCCACAGUUUCCCUCCUCACAUAUUUGAAGACUUCUAAGAAGUUUACAUGAACUGGAAAAACUUCAGGAAGUCUAAUUUUAUUUGUAGACUACAUUGUAUAAAAUCUCCAUAAAGGACUAAACUUGAUAA
Molecule: messenger RNA, 1285 nt
Organism: Elgaria multicarinata webbii
Lineage: Eukaryota; Metazoa; Chordata; Lepidosauria; Squamata; Anguidae
Gene: TMEM183A
Product: transmembrane protein 183A
Exons: 8
Coding region: 80-1183 (367 amino acids)
Biological process (GO): regulation of protein stability
Cellular component (GO): SCF ubiquitin ligase complex
Molecular function (GO): protein binding
Source: RefSeq, a predicted model, not a curated record